AUGGCGCAAAAGGGCUCAUCCACCCAGCCAAUCCCCCUAGAUCCCCUUCAGCAAGGCGGUGGCAGUAGCUCCUCCACUCAUUUAACGCGCCCCAACACUCCUGGAGACAGUGGCGAAGGUCCCUCUGCGCAAAACAGGCCCCCCGUGACCCAUGUAAGCCCCGAGGGCGUCUCUUUGAGUUUGACCAGAGUCACCAGACCAAGCUCUCUCAACCUCCCUCCCAUCUCUACCACUGGAGACAACAACAGCACAGGCAACGCCUCUUCGGUCCCAAGGACCACCUUUCCUCAUGCCACCCCAAAUGGAGAGCCCGACUCUUCCGUCCAGUCAACUCCUUUGAGCCCUGGAACCGCGCGUUCGAAUGAAAAGGGCAGCGUGGGCGACGGCAUUUUCAUCUACACAACUUCUCCCAUUAGUGCUCAACCAAGCGCUCCCAGCAUCCCUUCCAGCCCCCUUACGGACAACAGCAACAACGGUGGUAACGACCGCCUACCACCCCAAAGAGAUUCCGAAAAAGCCCAUCUCAGUCAACCCCCCAGUGGCAAACGGCAAAGACUUUCCAUUAAUCCGACCCCCCCGGAGACCCCUAGCGGGCUGAAACCCGUGGCGGCAGACGCACCCCAUGGCAGGGUAAACAGCGUGUCGGCCUCCAUCCGGCCCGAUGUGCCGUAUGAAAAACGCCUGUUCACCUACACUGUCCAGUCAUGCGACAAAGAGCCUGGAUUCAAGAUCUUCGGCAAUCUUCAAAUGCUGAACAUUUUUCGCCUGCAGAACGAGUUGGAAAUACUUAAGCAGAAGUUCUACAGGGAACAGCAGGCCAGAAGCGACGAUACCAAGGAGCUGACCGUCCUGCUUCAUAACUAUGCGAAUGCGAUCCGCGACUACGAGGACCUUCAAAAACUGGCGCCCAUCACCGGGUCACAAGUCGAAGACACAAAGUUCAGCUUGGCUCAAGCCUUCAAAUCGGAGUAUUCCACCCUCAUCCAGGAAGGAGAGGGUGGCUUCCGGCGGUUUCCCGACCCGACGCUGCUUUCGACUGACCCCCUACGCAACUUCCUGAAACGGCACCUUCACCGGCGGUUCACGUACACGCCGGGCGACAAAUACAAACACGCUCGCGAGUAUUACGCUGGGGAUCCGCCCGAAGACGUAUCUCCAGGCGUGGACCGCCUGGCCCGUUUCCUAGUCGCCAUUCUUGGUGUUGGCAUGCUAGUUACCCCUAUGUUUAUUAUGAGACUUCCUGAUGUGUCGCUGCUUAAGAGCCUUGUGACUGUUUCGGUGGCGGAGCUAAUAUUUGCGGGCGGGUUGUCAAUGAUAUUCCGGGCGACAAACACCGAGACCCUGGUUGCUACCGCGACGUACGCUGCGGUUUUGAUGGUUUUUGUGGGUGUGACGAAUUGA
Molecule: messenger RNA, 1401 nt
Organism: Dichotomopilus funicola
Lineage: Eukaryota; Fungi; Ascomycota; Sordariomycetes; Sordariales; Chaetomiaceae
Exons: 2
Coding region: 1-1401 (466 amino acids)
Source: RefSeq, a predicted model, not a curated record